Molecule: messenger RNA, 1321 nt
Organism: Tinamus guttatus (white-throated tinamou)
Lineage: Eukaryota; Metazoa; Chordata; Aves; Tinamiformes; Tinamidae
Source: RefSeq, a predicted model, not a curated record
AUGUCCAUCUCCGGUGUCAUGAUCUCAGUCUCUGUGGCUAAGGCCUUCCCUGCUUUUGACCUGAAAGCCAAGACCAGCAGUGAGUUUGGAAGCGCUAUCCUGGAUCCAUCCCCUCUCCCAGGCCCGGAGGAGGCACUCGGGAAGGCGCAGCUGCCCGGAGCUGCUCCAGCACAGCCCGGCCUGGAGCAUCCGUCCGGGAUGCUGGACAAGGGGGACGUGACGGCCCUGAGCCUCCCUGCCAACGCCGGCCACGGCGACGCUGACGGCAGCAUCUGCCUGGACGUCCCCGAGGGCACCCCGGACCCGCAGCGGACCAAGGCCGCCAUCGAGCACCUGCACCAGAAGAUCCUCAAGAUCACGGAGCAGAUCAAGAUCGAGCAGGAGGCGCGGGACGACAACGUGGCCGAGUACCUGAAGCUGGCCAACAACGCGGACAAGCAGCAGGCCUCCCGCAUCAAGCAGGUCUUCGAGAAGAAGAACCAGAAGUCGGCGCAGACCAUCGCGCAGCUGCACAAGAAGCUCGAGCACUACCACAAGAAGCUGAAGGAGAUCGAGCAGAACGGGCCGUCCCGGCAGCCCAAGGAUGUUUUCCGGGACAUGCACCAAGGCCUCAAGGACGUGGGUGCCAACGUGCGCUCCAGCAUCAGCAGCUUCAACUCCGGCCCCGGCCCCGGCGGCUUGGGAAGCCCCAAGUCCAACACGCUGGACAGUCACCACAACAGCUUCGACGCCAUCCUGGAGGAGCUGCGGGAGAUCAAGGAGAGCCAGUCGCACCUGGAGGACUCCAUGGAGGACCUCAAGGCGCAGCUGCAGCGGGACUACACCUACAUGACGCAGUGUUUGCAGGAGGAGCGCUACAGGUACGAGCGCCUGGAGGAGCAGCUGAACGACCUCACGGAGCUGCACCAGAACGAGAUGACCAACCUGAAGCAGGAGCUGGCCAGCAUGGAGGAGAAGGUGGCCUACCAGUCCUACGAGAGGGCGCGGGACAUCCAGGUGGGUGGACGCUCCUGCCUGACGGGGGUCACCAAGCUGGAGCUGCAGCAGCAGCAGCAGCAGGUGGUGCAGCUGGAAGGGGUGGAGAACGCCAACGCGCGGGCCCUGCUGGGCAAGUUCAUCAACGUCAUCCUGGCCCUCAUGGCCGUGCUGCUCGUCUUCGUCUCCACCAUUGCCAACUUCAUCACGCCGCUCAUGAAGACCCGCAUGCGCAUCCUCAGCACCGCCCUGCUCGUCCUCUUCCUCCUCUUCCUCUGGAAGCACUGGGACUCCAUCACCUACUUCCUGGAGCACGUGCUGCUUCCCAGCUGAUCCCCGGCCCGGC